Molecule: messenger RNA, 1184 nt
Organism: Cryptomeria japonica (Japanese cedar)
Lineage: Eukaryota; Viridiplantae; Streptophyta; Pinopsida; Cupressales; Cupressaceae
Exons: 2
Coding region: 36-848 (270 amino acids)
Source: RefSeq, a predicted model, not a curated record
CUCCCAAAUCAUUCCACAAAGCUUUCUUCUCAACAAUGGCAUCGAAGAUGGCUUCCACAGUGUUUUUCCUGGUUUACACGCUUUUAAUCAGCACGAGUUUCUGUCAUGGACGACAAGAGAAGCCUUCUGCAGUGGUCGUGCGGGGAACUGUGUUCUGCGACACCUGCUCACAAAACAGGCUCUCUGACUCUAGUUAUUUCAUAUCUGGUGCGCGUGUAGCAGUGGAAUGCACUCUGAACAGGAGAAGCAGAAGCUCAAUCCGUGUGGAGGGAGAAAGUGAUGAGAAAGGAGAGUUCAGAAUAGAUGUUCCAUCAGAGUUCCUUUCAAAGUGCAGGGUAGAGCUGAUAAGCAGGCCUGAUGAUUCAGAAUGCAACGUCCCAUCAAUCUCCACACCUUCCAAGAUCACUCUAAUAUCAGCUGAGGAAGGAGUCCGUACCUACAGUGCUGGGUAUUUAAGCUAUCGCCCAGAAAAUGUUCCCACAGCAUGUAUGAUGGAAGAUACGCUCAACUUAUUUGUACGUGGUAGGGAAAUGGCAGAGACUCCUAAAACCUCAAAAGAUACAGUAUCCCCACCUUCUCUACCCACAAUUCCUACCAUCCCUACUACUUUCCCACCACUUCCUUUGGCACCUCCUCUCCCUGGAGUCCCACCCUUUCCUAGGGCCCCUCCUCUCCCUGGUUUCCCACCAUUGCCUCUCGCUCCUCCCUUUGGUGGUUUCCCACCCUUGCCUCAAGUUCCUUCAAUAAGCAUUCCUUCCCUUCCUAGUUUUGGUUUUCCACCACUUUCUCCCUUUGCCUUCAGCUUUCCUCCCAUCCCAUUCCUUACCCCACCUUCUCCCUCUAAGUAGUCCAUUUGUUCUUAUGUCGAUUUUACUUUGUGGGUUUGUGUGAACUUGUGUCGUGUUUAUGGUAGACAUAUAUAGUCUAAGUGAUUGAUGUUACAUUUCAUUGUUAUUGUAGAUGUCCUUAUAUCCAAGAUGAUUCUUGGUGUUUUAGAAUGGAGCUUUAGCUUCCUUGCGUUUUCCAUGAGUAUGAUCAUGUUAUAGUCCAUUGUUAUUGUAGAUGUCUUUGUAUCCAAGAUGAUUCUUGGUGUUUUAGAAUGGAGCUUUAGCUUCCUUGGGAUUUCCAUGAGUAUGAUUUCUAUUUGAUCUAUUUGGUAUGAAUAAAUAUAUAGCAUUUUGUCA